This is a messenger RNA of Rodentolepis nana, 198 nucleotides long. The record is from the annotation of a GenBank genome assembly. NCBI's taxonomy places the organism in Eukaryota, Metazoa, Platyhelminthes, Cestoda, Cyclophyllidea, Hymenolepididae.
AGCAUGGCAGGAACCUAUUGUGGUGCUUCCUGUAACUAUGUGAUAAGGGAACCUAUUGUGGUGCUUCCUGUAACUAGGAGAUUGCCCAAUGGGUGUGAUGUGUUUCCUGUAACUUGGAGCAUUGCAUCAAUGGGUGUUGGUCCUUCCUGUAACUAUGAGUGUGAUAAGGGAACCUAUUGUGGUGCUUCCUGUAACUAG